GCCGUCAGUCUUUAGUCUGGUGCGGUGGAACGCGCUCGUGUCCGGUUACGUUUAGUUGGCUAGCCGCGCGUCUUUCAUUCAUCGCCACUCUGCGGUGUAGUAGCACCCGUGUCGCAUCCCGAUCCGCAGAUUCUCUCGCGAAUGGUCCCGGGUUGCGGACGGUACGAACCGGCGCUCAGCGAUUACUGAGAUGCGGACACUCGCGGCCGAACGGUCGGUGCAGCAGCGUACUUUCCGCAUGUAAACACACAAUGGACAUGGUCGUCCUGUGCACAAAGGACGGAUAGAAAGCAGUGAGUGAGUGAGUGGAUUAUAGUGUCCAAGAUGGCGGAGUCAAGCUAUUAUCAGGGCGAUUACAUCAGGCACCCGGUUCUUUACGAACUGUCGAGCAAGUAUGGAGUGGCUGGCAGUGACCAGGUGCCCUUGCCGGCUCGUCUCGACGAGCUCCGGGAGCACAUACGCCGAGAAAUACGCAAGGAGUUGAAAAUAAAGGCCGGCGCCGAGAAGCUGAGGGAAGUCGCGACCGAUCGUAAAGCGCUGUCGGACGUGGCGACGAUCGUGAAAAAGGCGAACAGCAAGCUGAACGAGCUGCAGGCGGAGCUGCAGCAGCUCGAGAGUCAAAUUAUAUUGACGCAGGGCCAGCCCCAGUCGCCCCAGCAAAAUCACUCGAACGGUCAAGACACGCCUCUGUCACCGAUGGGGCCGUCGUCGCCGAGUCAGGAGAGUCUAUUCACGGAUCCUCGAUUUUUAUCCUUGGAGAAGCAGCUCAAUAUCGAACUCAAGGUGAAGCAGGGGGCGGAAAACAUGAUCCAGAGUUUAACGAGCGGCAGGGACAAGAAGUUGCUGCAGGAUGCGCAGCAAAUGCUGGACGAUUCCCGUGCGAAAAUCGAGUUCCUACGUAUGCGGAUAAUGAAGGUGCGACAGGCUCGUCAGCAACAAGAACGCGGCGAUGCCCCGCCGCCGAACGGAGAAGCGACCAGCAAUAAAGAUAAAUACGAACCCAGCCUGGAGCUCGCGUUAGAGGAAAGGGUGGAGGAGCUGCGACACCGUUUGCGGAUCGAGGCUGCGGUGGUGGAGGGGGCUAAGAACGUGAUACGUCUGCUACAAAGUGCCAAAGUCGCUGAUAAGAAGGCGUUAACGGAGGCUCAGGCAAGUCUCGCGGAAUCAAGUAGAAAACUGGACCUAUUGAGAUUAUCCCUUGAACUUAGAAGACAGGAACUACCGCCUGAUAGCAGUACUGCUGCUCAGUUGAAGCGAGAGUUAGAUAGCGUGCAGUCAGCCAGCCCUGUCCCGGUGACUUAUACUUCUUUGCAACCUUUCCGUGGUCCUCUAGAGGGCAGAGCCACUGUGCCCGCUUCGGUGUCAAGAUGUGCAGCUGUUACAGGACAGUUAGAGGUUAGAUUAAUGGGGUGUCAAGACUUGGCGGAAGAAGUGCCUGGGCGUACCAGACGGGAGCAUCCAGCGAGUCCAGACCUGCGCAGCUUUGUCAAGGGAGUCACAGGGCGUAGCUCAAGCAAAUCGUACAGCGUUAAGGAUGAAACAAGUAAUGAUAUUAUGGCAGUUAUUAAGCUGGACAACCAAACAGUAGCACAAACUAGUUGGAGACCGUGUUCCCAGCAGGCUUGGGAUCAGAGGUUUUCCAUUGAACUAGAUAAAUCAAGAGAGCUUGAGAUAGGCAUUUACUGGAAAGAUUGGAGAUCCCUUUGCGCAGUGAAGUUCCUGCGUCUCGAGGAGUUCAUCGAUGAUGUUAGACAUGGAAUGGCCCUUCAGUUGGAACCGCAAGGACUUUUGUUCGCUGAGAUUAAAUUCCUGAACCCGAUGAUCUCAAGGAAGCCAAAGCUGCAACGCCAGCGUAAGAUCUUCAAACAGCAAGUGAAGAACUUCCCAAGAGCUAAUCAGAUGAACAUCAACGUUGCCACUUGGGGCAGAUUGCUGAAACGAUCAGCUCCUUCGCUACAUAAUACGAGGAACUCUGAGAGUCCGCCAUCAGGACCACAACCUUUGCAGCUAGUUUUCGAUACAUCCUUGGAGGAUAAGCCUGAAACACCUGGGGAGCUGCCCGACCCAGACAAGGGAGGACUCGGAGGAGCUAGACCUCUAGGACUGUCAGCAUCCAGCAGUAGUCCCACACUGCCACGACCUCCGGAACAUCCUCCACCACCUCCUCCUACGAUCACCAAGAAACCCUCGUUGCCAGCCCCGCCACCGCCACCCAAAUUAGAUCAAGAGUUGCAGAGUGCAUUAAGGGAGUUUGAUUUCCUGCACAACGAGGAAAAGGGGGGGCCUCAGGGCGCAAAUUUGAGGCCUCUUGUUACAGAGCCUCGUCCCGUGCUGAUUGCACCACCCUCUCCACGCACACCCUCGCCCCAACCUGUCGUCGAGUUUCCUGAAGACGAGGUCGUGUACGAAAUGCCCUCUAAGCCUUCUCAAUACAGAGAUAGUGCCUACGAAUCAAGAAGACACUCGCAAUUGACCGGAAUGACCAUAGAGAACUUUAGGCUACUCUCGGUCCUUGGUCGUGGACAUUUUGGUAAAGUGAUUUUGUCACAAUAUAGAAACACAGGGGAGUACUUUGCCAUUAAAGCAUUGAAAAAAGGAGAUAUUAUUGCAAGAGAUGAAGUUGAGUCAUUAUUGUCGGAGAAAAGAAUAUUUGAAGUGGCAAAUGCAACGCGUCACCCCUUCCUAGUGAACCUCUUUGCUUGUUUCCAGACAGAGGCGCAUGUGUGUUUUGUGAUGGAAUAUGCAGCUGGCGGAGAUCUCAUGAUGCACAUACAUGCAGACGUCUUUGGGGAGCCACGGGCAGUCUUUUACUCAGCCUGUGUUGUGUUAGGAUUGCAAUAUUUGCACGAAAGUCGUAUCAUUUACAGAGAUUUGAAACUAGACAAUUUAUUAUUGGAUACAGAGGGAUAUGUGAAGAUUGCAGAUUUUGGUUUGUGUAAAGAGGGAAUGGGUUAUGGAGAUAGAACAGGAACCUUCUGUGGUACGCCAGAAUUCUUGGCACCUGAGGUGCUCACUGAAACCUCGUACACCAGAGCCGUAGAUUGGUGGGGCCUCGGUGUAUUGAUAUUUGAAAUGCUUGUUGGCGAGUCUCCAUUCCCUGGUGACGAUGAGGAAGAAGUAUUUGACUCUAUUGUGAAUGACGAAGUUCGCUAUCCACGAUUUCUUUCUUUGGAGGCAAUAGCAAUAAUGCGAAGGUUGCUAAGAAAAAACCCUGACAGAAGAUUGGGUAGUAGUGAAAGAGAUGCUGAAGAUGUUAAAAAACAAGCAUUCUUCAGGCACAUAGCCUGGGACGAUUUACUCCUGAGACGCGUGAAGCCGCCGUUUGUUCCAGUGAUUGAUUCUGUGGAAGAUGUCAGUAAUUUCGAUGAGGAAUUCACAUCCGAGAAGCCGCAAUUAACUCCGCCUAAAGAUCCUAGGCCACUUAGCGAUUUAGAACAAAGUCUAUUUAAAGAUUUUACAUAUAUGGCUGACUGGUGCUAGCCAUGCCGAUUAUGAUAAUAAUAAUAAUGUUGUUCGUCUUUUUUGUUAAAUUUGAUAUGAAAAUCAUUUAGCAUUCUAUUAUUAUCUUUUCAGAGAUCAUUUUAGGGGCAAUCGAAUCGCAAUUAAUUAAUAAUACCGGUAAUUAUAUACGUAUUCGUUUAAUUAUCAGAAUAAUAUGUUCCACAGUUCAUAAUGUUAUGUAUUGUACAGAUGUUUUAUUUUUUAGUGUCAUGGUAUAAUCGGACAUAGAGAAUUGAGAAAAAAAAAGAUACGAAUUAUGUUCUACCGUUGAAUCUCAGGUUUUUAAUUAAUAUAUGAUCUUCAGGCUUUUAACUCAUAGUUAUACAUCUUCAGAUUUACAUUUAUCACGAUUACUGGUUAGUUUCAAUGUAAGGAAAUAGUUGUUAGUCACUUGAGAUACUUUCAAAGACAGGAAAAGAAACAUAAAUUAUACAUAUACUUUUGUAACAUGUUCAUAUUUUGAUACGAAGCUAUUGCUAUUUGGUAUCUAAAUUUUUAAAGGUUUCUAUUGUUUCACGAGACGUUUUAUCAGAUCUCACGACCAUGAUUCUGAACGCCGACCAAUCGUCUGGAAUUACUUCUUUUUAGAACCAAGUAUUAUUUUACAAUUUUUCAUCUUAAACGUAUCAUUUUUAUGUAUAAUAAUCACUUCUCAACUUCUUCAGACUUCUAUCUUCUUCUCCCUGUGUAUCGUAAAAAGAUAUUAACUGUAUAAACAUAUUAAUAUUCAUAAAGUGCAGUAAAUAAAUCAAAAUGUAACUAUAUUUGCUCAUGCUCAUGUGAUAGGGAAUUGAAUGAAAGAAAUGGCACUUUGUGCAACAUAUUAAUUACGGUAAUUAUAGUUAACAUUGGGCACUAUGAUUAUUAAUUGGUAUCGAUUACACAUGUAUCUACUUAUCGACAUGAUCAAUAGCUGAAAUCAAUUUUUUACAAUUAAUUGAAAACAAUGUAAAAACCACAAACCUACAAAUUUUAUAACGAACAAAUUUCUAGAGGUUUGAUUCCUACCUAAUCUAUUUGUUAAUUUUACGUUAUCAUUUAGUUACAUAUUUUCACGAUUCCAGUAUGUGAUAGAAUACUUUCGGUAUUCUAGUGCUACGCAUUGUAAAUAUGUAACCAAACGUCCUCUAGAUAUAUAUAUGCAUAAGAUCCAUAAGUACAAUAGUUCAGCUUGAUAUGUUAUUACAACAUAAUAUCACAAGGGUAACACAUGUAGUAGCACAUUCUUAGUAGUCGUAUUCACCUUUUAUUAUAAACAUCACACUACCAUUUCUCUACUCACAUUUUCUUUGUAUUCUGGUGAACGAUCGUGAUUACCUUGUACAAUCAUCACAAAUAUAUGCGUUACAUCUUAGUUACUCAGAGUUUUGCACUAACAUCAUUCGUUUUCUACACCUCACAAAUUGAUUUCAUAUAAUGUAUUCGCAAACAGUUUCUGAAAAUAUCAUUAGUAAUAUGUAAUAUACUGAUUACUAUCGUCAACAAUAGUAUGGGUUCAUCGUAUUCGAUUCUUUCAUUUUUAACACAAAACGUUUUUUAAUUGAAUGUAACGGUCUAUAUAAAAAUUUUAUACACAAGAAUGUUUUAAAUGAAACCUAUUGGAAUUGUUAUAACAAAUUAUAUCCACGUUUGAGUGAAAAAGAUUUGUCUAAACAAUUUGUAAACAAGGAACAAUUGAUCAUAAAUAUUUACAAAUUACAAUACUGUGAUACUAACAUAAAAAGGUUUCAUUUUGAAUAAUUCUUACUGUAUACGUUUUGUUAUGAAAAAAGUUUUCGCAAUUUUUGAAAGAAGAAGAAAAAGGGCCACAUUUGAAAUUAUGAAACAUAAAACCGUUUGUAUCACUUGUGAUAGUUUCGAGUACCAUCUCGAAUUCUAGUUGCCUUAAUGCACCGAUAAAUUAAUGAACUAUUUGGUAACUAUUUUGUAAAGAGAUCAUGUAAAUUGAAGUGGAAACCUACUUACACCGAGGUGCUCAUGUAACACAUUAUUUCUAAUGUGCCUAUUUUAUACAAUUCUCAUAUAUAGGUUCUACGAUUUAGCAGAGUAACUAUAAUAUAACUUUAAGUUAUAAUGAACAAGGACGUUUAAAAUCUGUGUAACGGCGUCUUCUUAUGUAAUGGACAAGAAAAUAUGUAACAUCGAGGUUCUUGAUAAACGUUCUAUGAAGAGAUCCAUAAUGAAUUUCGAAGAACAUUUAUUUUUAUAGUCCCAUUAAUCAGUAAAAAAUGAUACUGUAUUAACAUUUACAUCACAUACAUAAGUACUUUUACAAGAACAAAGUUUCUUCAUGUAUACUGACAACUUUCACGAUUGGAUAAUGUUCGAAAAAAAAACAUGAUAAUUGAAAAAUGUAUAUAUAAUAGAAGUGUCGUACAUUUUUUUGUAGAUAGAUCUAUUUUUAACACUCAAAGUAGAAACCUUGUUAGAUCGUACUUUCGUUACUUAUUUUUAUAUACAUGUAGCUAAUAAUGUAGACUAGCUAAGUUCUAAUAUUAGGUAACAUGUUCACUGUAUUUAUCUUUAAUCUAAUAGUAAUGAAACAGCAUGUGCCUCGUAGCGUUUAUUAAAAUCACAUGAACAGUUAGUAUGCCUAGAUAAAAGGAUACCCACAGGUUAUCCUUAUGAAAUAAUUUAUUUAACAUAUACAUUUGCAGUGGCAGCUUAAUACAUAUCACUCUAUUUAGUUAAGUAACUUUCAACAGUACUUCCCAACUUUACAAUACUACGAAUAUAUAAGCAAUACUUAUUUCAAUAAUAAAUACCCAAAAGCAAUGUAUAAUUCA
Molecule: messenger RNA, 6287 nt
Organism: Megalopta genalis
Lineage: Eukaryota; Metazoa; Arthropoda; Insecta; Hymenoptera; Halictidae
Gene: Pkn
Product: serine/threonine-protein kinase N
Biological process (GO): protein phosphorylation; signal transduction
Molecular function (GO): protein serine/threonine kinase activity; small GTPase binding; ATP binding
Source: RefSeq, a predicted model, not a curated record